AUUAAAAAAAUAUAUAUUCAAUUAAAUAAAAAAACCCUAUUUAUAUUCUUGUAUAUGUGUUGGUAUAUUAGUGAGCGUCUCCUUCACAAGAAUCCUAACGGGCAACAACUUUCUCUCUCAAGAAUCCUACUUUCUUCCUCUCCCUCUUUUUUCCCCUUUCUCUCAAACCCCAUUUCUUUUUUCUCUCUCCUCUUUUAUGGGGUUUUCAAUUUCUCUAUAAAUUUUCCUCCUUUUUUUUCAUAAUGUGGGAAAAUUUUUGAACAAGAUUCUGAUAAUGUUUCUGGAAUGAGCAUUAUGUUGUGGGAAAAGCAGCAAAAAAAGGAGAAGAAGGAUGAAAAAGAGGGUACCAAAAUUGGACAGGAAAAAGAUGAUAUUUUGAUUCCUCCUACAAAUUUUUCAAUGGUGGAAGAAGGGCUUUAUAGAUCUGGGUUUCCAGAACCUUCCAAUUUUGGCUUUCUUGAAACCCUAAAUCUCAAGUCAAUUAUAUAUUUGUGCACUGAACCAUACCCAGAAGAGUAUUUGAAGUUUCUUGAAUGGCAUAACAUUCAAUUAUUUCAGUUUGGAAUUGAGGGGACAAAGGAGACAAUCCCUGAGGAUGUCAUCUCUAAGGCUCUUAGCAUUUUAAUAGAUGUAAGAAAUUAUCCGAUUCUAAUUCAUUGCAAACGUGGAAAGCAUCGCACAGGUUGUGUCGUUGGUUGUCUUAGGAAAUUGCAGAACUGGUGCAUGAACUCAGUGUUUGAGGAAUACCAGCGCUUUGCAGGAGCCAAAGCGCGAUCAAAUGACAUGAGAUUUAUGGAGGGAUAUGAUGUAUUGCGCAUUAGACAGUCGCUUUACAGCCUCAUUUACCAGUACCAUGGUUAUGGUUCGAACAAGAGGCGUUUGCUCGACAGAGGAGAAGACAACACACCUAAACCUCGGAUCAAAUCAAGCUAGCCAAAGGGCAAGUUUCUGGCAAACCUUUUGUUUGCCAGAACUUUUGCUUUAUUCUUUUAUAUACUAAGAUGGGGAAGUUUUGUUUUUGCGGUGCUUUUGCCUACAUUGAUUCUCAAGUCACUUUGGGUCCUUUGCAACGAUUGUUGAUAUCUCACAUUUUUCUUUUUUCUCUUUUUUUUGUGUCUUUUUUUCUUUUAUUAUCCUCGUGACUGAUUCCAUAGUACUAAUUUGAGAGAAAAAAAAGAUGUAUUUUUCAUCAAUUUAAUGAAGGAAAAUUGCUUUA
This is a messenger RNA of Beta vulgaris subsp. vulgaris (sugar beet), 1216 nucleotides long. RefSeq names its product tyrosine-protein phosphatase DSP3. The transcript is spliced from 6 exons. Gene Ontology annotation, biological process: protein dephosphorylation. NCBI's taxonomy places the organism in Eukaryota, Viridiplantae, Streptophyta, Magnoliopsida, Caryophyllales, Amaranthaceae. Gene Ontology annotation, cellular component: cytoplasm. Gene Ontology annotation, molecular function: phosphatase activity. The record is from RefSeq and is a predicted model, not a curated record. The coding region runs from base 286 to 933 and encodes 215 amino acids.